Messenger RNA from Triticum turgidum subsp. durum (durum wheat), 2484 nucleotides. The record is from the annotation of a GenBank genome assembly. Lineage: Eukaryota; Viridiplantae; Streptophyta; Magnoliopsida; Poales; Poaceae.
AUGAAUUGGCCUUGCAGGCUCCGGUUUCCCAAUAGGAACGAACACAAGCGAGCUAGGAAAAUGAUGGGCAUCCAGGACAUCCGCGAUAUUGUGUCAUCCCUGUUCAUCAUGCUGAAUAAGGAGACAUUCGUCCUGUUUCGGAUCGAGUUUCUCGUGGUCCUGGUCACAGUGUUGUUUCUUGUGAUGUUCAUCAUAGACGUCUUUCGCCGUCACAUCCGCAACAUAUUCAUGAAAACCAUGUUUAGCAUCCUGGAUGCUAUCUCGGACUCUAUUGUCUUAUACCUGUUGGGGGCCAUGCAAACAGCCAAGUUCAAGAAUCACCUGUUCCCGGUCUGGGCCCUCGUGCUUGUUAGUUUCCGUUACAAUGUUGACUUCAUCUCUGGCUAUGGUGUUCAUGACCGCCAUGGGCGACGGUACAUGGAGUGGAGAAACGUGGUGAAACUUCUGGGAUCGGCCUUCUUGAUCUUGUGGCGCGGCUCAAGGUUCACGGUUCCACUCUGGUCGCUUUUGGCCCUGCAGAUACUGAGGAGCUGGUACAGAUUCUGUGAGCAUGGUCUGGCGCUCCGUUCUAUCUGGCAUGGCACAAGUUCAGAGGUCAUUUCAGAGUAUAUGCGUGCUGGCCCUCACACUAGGAACUGGAAACCAGAGGACUGCAACCCAGAGAAUAUGGAAGGAUACAAAUACUUGGUCCUAGGAGAAACCAAACAGGGAAUCAGACUCAAGAAGCCUCGGUAUGUCUUGUACAUCCAUACUGCCCAGUCCGUCAAGCAAGCUGAGCGUGGUUUUUCAUCACUGGUCACCCUAGACAAGAUCUGGGGAUGUCGCAGGAACCUAUUACACCCAGACAACAAAGAGGGGAAUGACCCAAAGGAUCUCUGUCUGGCCUUCGCCUUGUCCAGGCUGCUCCGGUGCAGGCUCGAGGAUGUGACACUGCAAGAAGAAAUCUUUUGCAUCAACCGGAAGCUGGUUAAGACCAAGAUCAUUGAGGAGCAAGACACCAACCGCGCCUUCAGGGUCAUGGAGCUGCAACUCUCCUUCGUAAAUGACUACUUCAACACCCACUACCCUAUGGUCUUCUGGAGUGGUUACUUAUCUCUAUUUUCAAAUCUGCUCCUCUCCGUGGUGACCUUCGGUGUUGUCUGCUGGCUUGCUGUGGACAUCCGUAAGGUCUAUAAGCCUCCGAAGGAUGAUCGGGCUCAUGUGGUGCAUGGGUUGAAUGUUGACAUGAUCAUCACCUGGGUAUUCAUGUUUUUUAUGCUGUUCAAAGAGAUCUGGGAGAUGGUCAGCUACUUGGUCUCAGACUGGACAAGAUUACUCCUUGUUUGCAGCUAUGCACAGUGGAAGGAAGAGCACACCAGAGAUAGACGUAUGGAGGGCACAAUAUCAUCCUUUUUCAAAUCAAGGAUAACUAGUAAGCACUGGCAUGGACUUAUUGACCAGUACGUCUUUUUGGAGUCAUAUGAUGACAUUCCAAGAUGUUGGAAUGUGAUGCACCAAAUAAGCACAGGAAUGGUUCCAAAGAAGGGUGAUGGAGCAAAACUCCGCAGCGCCAUCAGUGUGCCAGAAUGUAUCAAGCCGGCAAUACUGAAGAAGCUCCGUGCAAGCCUAGAGAAGCUCAACACUUCUAACAAUCUACAUCAGCCCGACAAUACCAACAGAAAUCAGGAGGAGCCCACCAUUAGGAGUGGUAUUCUUCUGCCCAAGGUCGUCAGGUCACUGUCCCAAAGGAAGCAGUACAAUUGGGCCUGCUUCGACCUGCCCACAUGCUCUCACGUAAUUCUGGUGUGGCACAUUGCAACCAGCCUCUGUGAGAUUAAAUUUGCUAGAGACCAUGGCGUCGACUUAAGCAAACAUGGGUUCCUGAGCUCCCUCUCAUCGUACUUCACGGGUUGCUGCUCAUCGAAACCAUAUCUUGUGGAUGUGGAUGUGGAUGAGAUGACAAAAGAAAAGAAAGUUAAUGGGAAGUUGCCCGAUAAGCUCAAGGAAAUGUAUGUCACUGCAAAUAGCUUGUCUCGGUACUGUGCAUAUCUGCUAGUUUCUAAGCCUGACCUGAUCCCUGACAGCUUUUAUGUACCCAACAUGGUCUUACAAGAAACCGUGACACGCGCUCGUGAUGAUAUUCUUAAAAAAUGUGACUCAUUGCAGAGUAGAUAUGACAAACUGAUGGAAGUAGCAGAGAAGGCCAUCCAAGAUGGUGACGACAUCUUGAAGGAAGAUGUUGUGCGACUAGGUGCAAAGCUGGGCAAGGAACUGAUUGAUCAAGAGAGUAAAGAAGAAUGCUGGGAGAUCCUCUCCGAGGUAUGGGCGGAGUUACUAGUGCACAUUGCCCCCACUUGGAACGCAGAGGCGCACAAGCAGUGCCUCGAGUCAGGAGGGGAAUUCAUAACCUAUAUCUGGGCAUUGCUAUGGCACUGUGGAAUCGAGAAGAGCAAAUUAUGGCCAGUAGAAGAUGUGUAUGGAAAUGAUGUUGAAAAUAUGUCCUAG